CGAGCGCUGGGCGCAGCCGAGCCGGGCGGCGACCACAGGUGCCCGCGGCCGGGACCCUGCCGAGCCCGGCAGCGCCCCGCGCCGCGCCCCGCGGCCCCCCAUCCGGCCUGGCCCUUGACCCCGGCCCCCGGCCCGGCCCUGACCCUGGACCUCCGACCCUGGCAGUGACCCCCGAUCCCGGACCCCGGCCCCGGACCGAAGCCGAUCCUGGACCCCGAUCCCCGACUCUGGACUCCGACCCCGGACUCCGGACCGGCCCGUCCGACAUGACGGGGCCGGAGGACCAGGAGUUCGACUUUGAUUUCCUUUUCGAAUUUAACCAGAGCAACGAGGGCGUCCCUGGCGUGGCCCCAGAGCACUACAGCUACGCGCCCGCCCACGUCGGGCCCGGCCUGCCGCUGCCGCCGGCGCACCCCUCGCUGCCGGCUCCCUGCCACGACCUGCAGACGUCGGCCCCGGGCCUCCCAGCCGCCGCCGCCGGCCACCCCUCGGGGUACGGAGCCGCCGUGGAUGGCGGGCCCCCGGGCUACUUCCUGCCUUCCAGCCACGUCAGGCCCAACGGCGCCCCGGCCCUGGAGAGCCCGCGCAUCGAGAUCACCUCCUACCUGGGGCUGCACCACGGCAACAGCCAGUUCUUCCACGACGCGGACGUGGAGGACGUGCUGCCGGGCCCCAAGCGGCCGCCGCCCACGGCCACGCUGAGCCUGCCGCACCUGGAGGCCUACCGGGACCCCUCCUGCCUGAGCCCGGCCAGCAGCCUGUCCUCCCGCAGCUGCACCUCCGAGGCCUCGUCCUACGAGUCCAACUACUCCUACCCGUACGCGUCCCCGCAGACCUCGCCCUGGCAGUCGCCCUGCGUGUCCCCCAAGACCACGGACCCCGAGGAGGGCUUUCCCCGCGGCCUGGGGGCCUGCGGCCUGCUGGGCUCGCCCCGGCACUCGCCGUCCGCCUCGCCCCGCGCCAGCGUCACCGAGGAGAGCUGGCUGGGCGCCCGCGGCUCCCGGCCCUCCUCGCCCAGCAACAAGCGCAAGUACGGCCUCAACGGGCGGCAGCCGUCCGGCUCGCCGCUCCCCUCGCCCGCGCCGUCCCCGCAAGGCUCGCCGCGCGUCAGCGUCACGGACGACACCUGGCUGGGCAGCGCCACGCAGUACACCAGCUCCGCCAUCGUCGCCGCCAUCAACGCCCUGAGCACCGACGGCGGCCUGGACCUGGGCGACGGCGUCCCCGUGAAGGCCCGCAAGACGGCCCUGGACCACGCGCCCUCCGUGGCCCUCAAGGUGGAGCCGGCGGGCGAGGACCCGGGGCCCGCGCCGCCCGCCUCCGACUUCGCGCCCGAGGAGUUCCCGCCCUUCCAGCACAUCCGCAAGGGCGCCUUCUGCGAACAGUACCUGUCGGUGCCGCAGCACCCCUACCCCUGGGCCCGGCCCCGGUCCCCCACCGCCUACGCCAGCCCGACGCUCCCCGCCCUCGACUGGCAGCUGCCGUCGCGCUCGGGACCCUACGAGCUGAGGAUCGAGGUGCAGCCCAAGUCCCACCACAGAGCCCACUACGAGACGGAGGGCAGCCGGGGAGCCGUGAAGGCGUCGGCGGGGGGCCACCCCAGCGUGCAGCUCCACGGCUACCUGGAGAGCGAGCCGCUCACGCUGCAGCUGUUCAUCGGGACGGCGGACGACCGCCUGCUGCGGCCACACGCCUUCUACCAGGUGCACCGCAUCACGGGCAAGACGGUGUCCACCACCAGCCACGAGGCCGUGCUGUCCAACACCAAGGUCCUGGAGAUCCCGCUGCUGCCGGAGAACAGCAUGCGCGCCAUCAUCGACUGUGCCGGGAUCCUGAAGCUCCGGAACUCGGACAUCGAGCUGCGCAAGGGGGAGACGGACAUCGGCAGGAAGAACACGCGCGUGCGGCUGGUGUUCCGCGUCCACAUCCCGCAGCCCAGCGGCCGCACGCUGUCGCUGCAGGUGGCCUCCAACCCCAUCGAGUGCUCCCAGCGGUCGGCCCAGGAGCUGCCCCUGGUGGAGAAGCAGAGCGUGGCCAGCUGCCCCGCCCUCGGCGGGAAGAGGAUGGUCCUGUCCGGCCACAACUUCCUGCAAGACUCCAAAGUCAUUUUCGUGGAGAAAGCGCCAGACGGCCACCACAUCUGGGAAAUGGAGGCGAAGACCGACCGAGACCUGUGCAAGCCAAACUCGCUGGUGGUUGAGAUACCGCCGUUCCGCAACCAGAGAAUCACCAGCCCCGUCCAGGUCAGCUUCUACGUCUGCAACGGGAAGAGGAAGAGAAGCCAGUACCAGCCCUUCACCUACCUGCCUGCCAAUGUUCCAAUCAUAAAAACAGAGCCCACCGACGACUACGAGCCGGCCCUGACCUGCGGUCCGGCGGGCCAGGGCCUGAGCCUGCUCCCGAAGCCCUGCUGCAGCCCGCAGCUGGCCCUGCCGCCCGACCCGGGCUCCUGCGUGGCGGCCGGCUUCCCGCCCUGUCCCCAGAGGAGCGCCCUGAUGUCGCCGCCGCCCAGCGCCAGCCCGAAGCUCCACGACCUGUCCUCCGCCCCCUACAGCAAGGGCAUGGCCGGCCCCGGCCACGGCCCCCUCGGACUCCAGCGGCCAGCCGGAGCGGCCCUCGCCAGCCCUGAGGCGCCGCGGCCCGUGGGCGCGCACCCCGGCUCCCCCCCGCCGCCGCCGCCCGCCCUGCUGCAGCCACAGGUGAGUCCACAGCUGAGCAGCAGCCGCCCCCCGGGGGGCCCGCCAGUGCUCUGUCCCCACAGCCCCGCCUCCGCGCUGCCGUCUGGCGCCCACGAGCCGACCUGUCUGCAGUCCUGCAGCGCAGCCCGCCCACCCGGGAUGGGCCACCAGCAGCCCCGCCUGCCGAAGGUUCCGGAAACCGAGCCUGCAGCCGCCCGGCCUCUGCCGCUGCCCGAGGUGCGUGAGGACAGUAAUCAGGGUCUGGCCCCCACUCCCGUAUCGGUCAAGCGAGAGCCUCAGGAGUUGGACCAGCUCUACCUGGACGACGUAAAUGAAAUCAUACGCAACGACCUCUCCAGCACCAACCCUCAUUCGUAGUUGGCGACGCCGGAGCUCGCCAGAGGCUGCGUGGUGUCGACCCAGCGGGCGACGGUGGCGGUUCGACACGCAGGCUUCUGGCGGAACAAACUGAACACACCUGGUACCGCUCAGAACUUCCAACUCACUGAAGGGUCACUGCACAUGCAGAGAAGUAGCCCUUUAACAGGAAGGAAGGACCACUCCGUCUUCUGAAGGAAAAGUCAUCUCAAGAAGAAAAUACAGGGGUGGCGUGGGGUGACGGCAGGAGACAGACCCCCACGGCCGUGGCCCCGGGCGCCGCCGGACCCCGGUGCGCCCUGGGGCGCCCCUGGAUUCCAGUGCUGGAAGUGCCUUAUGUGACCCCAUCGCAGCGUCAGGGCAUCAUAGACGUGAGCAUUAAACUUGCUGCCAGGAAAGUAUUUGUAGGAACAAAGCUAUCACACCCUUUCACCAUGAGGCUUUAUCAAACUCUGUAUAAAUGAAGAGAAUCCUGGCACUCUAGGCCUUGUGAGGAAAACCUAACACGUUUCCUACUUUUUCCCGACUUCCUGGGCGGCUGUAACAUACAGUUUCGUUGCCUCAUUCAGUGCAUUUCAGAAAUCUCCCAGUUUGUCAUCUCAGCUCUUUCUCGUGUCUUUCCCUCCCUUGCGUUGACUAAAACCGUAGGAUUGUUCAUUGUAGCUAGGAUUUUGUUUUUAUCUGGCUUUGAACAUAGCACAAGUAGGUUGAAUAGCACAAGAUAGGUUACUGGACAAGAAAAGAAAUCUGUUCGCUGCAGGACAGGUGUUGCAUUUGCAUGUAUGUACAUAUAUAGGCACAUAUUUAUGUAUAAAUAAUAAGUAGCAGGUGGUCUUCGGUCUUCGCCCAGCAAGGGCUUCCGAGCCAGCAAUAGCCCAUGUCCACGGGGGGGGGGGGGGGGGUGCGUCCAAAACCCAGACCUGGCUUCCCAGCAGCUCCCCCACUGGGGCCCCCGCCGCCCACGGGCCGGCGAGCUCUCACCUCGCGCCCGGGGCCGAGCUCUUCAGAGGCCGGGGAGGGCGCGCCGAACACCCUGCGCUACCAGGUGGCGAAAUCGGAAAGCAACUGUAAAUAACAUCGCAGAGGGAGUGUAAUAUAUUCGUCCAGCUAUAAGAUUAUUAUUUCACAGAAGCCUUAUAACGCUGCUUCAUAUAAGAGAACGAUUACCAAAAAACAGCGUUUUACCACGCAGCGACUGGGGUAGGUUUCAGAUGAGUCACUGUUAACAGAUAGGGUAGGGUCAGCUUCACUGCUGCAUUUUGUACACUUAACAGCUUCUCACACAUAACCGAAACGCGCAUGGUUUGAUUGAAACAUGUUUAACCUGAUCCUGUGCCUUAGGAAGUCACGCCCCCUCCUGGAACCAGCCUGAACUGCAGCCUGGGGCCCAGGCCGACACCGACAGCAAAAGGGGGUGGGGGGAGCUCGCCUGCCGGAAGGAUGCUUUUUUCAACCUCCUUUUCUGUAUGACUAUGUCUAGCGUUUUUAACUCAGAAAAAAAACAAACCAAAACCCCGAAAGCCAUAUCGUCCCAUUUGCACAGGACUGUGAAGAACGGAAGCUCUGGCUGCGGGCACGUUCGGCCCUGCCCCCGGGCGCCCCCCGCCCUGUCCCCCGGAACCUGCCAUGCGUCCAGCGUCGUAGGCCUGCCUGCAUGAAACAUUUCUGACGGCUGUGCUCCGGCCAGGGAGCGUGUGAUGUUUGUGUCAGCUAUCUUUGUAGUGAGCAAAUAGUUGCAAUAAAGCGAUACUUUCUUGCGG
Molecule: messenger RNA, 4816 nt
Organism: Pteronotus mesoamericanus
Lineage: Eukaryota; Metazoa; Chordata; Mammalia; Chiroptera; Mormoopidae
Gene: NFATC1
Product: nuclear factor of activated T cells 1
Exons: 10
Coding region: 267-3056 (929 amino acids)
Biological process (GO): calcineurin-NFAT signaling cascade; regulation of transcription by RNA polymerase II; cytokine production
Cellular component (GO): transcription regulator complex
Molecular function (GO): RNA polymerase II cis-regulatory region sequence-specific DNA binding; transcription factor binding; DNA-binding transcription factor activity, RNA polymerase II-specific
Source: RefSeq, a predicted model, not a curated record